AUGGCCGUCGGGAAGAACAAGAGGAUUUCCAAAGGCAAGAAGGGUGGAAAGAAGAAGGCGGCUGAUCCCUUUGCAAAGAAGGAUUGGUACGAUGUCAAGGCACCCUCUAUUUUUGAGGUCCGCAACGUGGGCAAGACUCUUGUCACCAGGACUCAAGGGACUAAGAUUGCUUCUGAAGGGCUAAAGCAUCGAGUUUUCGAAGUUAGUUUGGCUGAUCUUCAGAAGGAUGAGGACCAUGCUUUCAAGAAGAUCCGUCUAAGAGCAGAAGAUGUUCAGGGCAAAAAUGUCCUGACAAACUUCUGGGGUAUGGAUUUCACAACAGACAAGGUCAGAUCUCUUGUUCGUAAGUGGCAGACUCUGAUCGAGGCUCAUGUGGAUGUUAAGACAACUGACAACUAUACCCUUAGAAUGUUUUGCAUUGGAUUCACAAAGAAGCGUGCAAACCAGCAGAAGCGAACAUGUUAUGCUCAGUCUAGUCAGAUUCGUCAGAUUCGGAAGAAAAUGAUUGAAAUCAUGAGAAAUCAAGCAAGUUCUUGUGAUUUGAAGGAGCUGGUUGCGAAAUUCAUCCCCGAGUCAAUUGGCAGAGAGAUUGAGAAGUCAACCUCGAGCAUCUUCCCUCUACAGAAUGUUUUCAUUCGUAAAGUGAAGAUUCUCAAGGCACCCAAAUUCGAUCUUGGCAAAUUAAUGGAGGUUCAUGGUGACUAUUCAGAAGACGUUGGUGUGAAGGUGGAUAGGCCUAUUGUUGAGGAAACAGCUGAGGUGGAAACUGAAGUCGUUGGAGCAUAA
Messenger RNA from Oldenlandia corymbosa var. corymbosa, 786 nucleotides. NCBI's taxonomy places the organism in Eukaryota, Viridiplantae, Streptophyta, Magnoliopsida, Gentianales, Rubiaceae. The record is from the annotation of a GenBank genome assembly.